Messenger RNA from Rotaria sp. Silwood1, 1545 nucleotides. The record is from the annotation of a GenBank genome assembly. Lineage: Eukaryota; Metazoa; Rotifera; Eurotatoria; Philodinida; Philodinidae.
AUGGAAAUCGAUUCGUCUAUAAAAAAACGUUUAACAAAUGCUAAUCAAACACAUUUGCUUGACUAUUGGUCAGAACUCAACGAUGAACAACAUCAAUUAUUAUUACACGAUAUAAAUGAAAUUGAUUUUGAUCGUGUAAAUAAAGCUUAUAAUGGCAUUAAACGUGAAUUAUUUGCAGAUAAAACAAUUCCAAAUAAUCAAUUACUUAAUCAAGAUGAUGAAAAAGAAACACAACAAGAAAAUAUUGAUGAUAUUAUGGAACCAGUUCCUGAUACUAUAACUGGAUCAAUCAACGAAGCUAGUGAAGAACAACUGGAAUGUUAUCGUCAGAAAGAUUAUUUAAAAGCUAUUUCUGAAGGUUUUGUAUGUGUAUUAUUACUUGCUGGUGGACAAGGAACUCGUCUUGGUGUCGAUUAUCCAAAAGGCAUGUACGAUGUUGGCUUACCAUCUAAAAAAACACUCUAUCAAAUUCAAGCUGAACGUAUUCGUCGACUUGAACAAUUAGCUAAUGAAGAAUUUAAAACAAAUACAUCAAUCAUUCCAUGGUUUAUAAUGACAAGUGAACAUACUCAAGAACAAACAGAAAUAUAUUUACAUUCAAAUAAUUAUUUUGGUUUAAAAUCUGAAAAUGUUAUUCUUUUUGAACAACAUCUAUUACCUGCAUUAGAUUUUCAUGGAAAAAUUUUACUUGAUGAAAAAUAUAAAUUAACUAAAGCAGCUGAUGGUAAUGGUGGUUUAUAUCGUGCAUUAACAACAAAUCAUAUUUUAUCUGAAAUGGAUAAACGACAAAUAAAAUAUAUUCAUGUUUAUUGUGUGGAUAAUAUACUAGUUCGUUUAGGUGAUCCAAUAUUUAUUGGAUUUUGCAUAGAAAAAAAUGCUGAUUGUGCAGCAAAAGUUGUCAAAAAAACACUUCCUAAUGAAGCUGUUGGUGUCAUAUGUAAAGUUCAAGAUCGUUUUCAAGUUGUUGAAUAUUCUGAAAUAUCAGAAAAAACAGCAAAAAGAAAAAAAUCUGACAAUAGUGAUGAAUUAUUAUUUAAUGCUGGAAAUAUUUGUAAUCAUUUUUUUACAUUAAAUUUUCUUAAAGAUGUUUGUCAAAAUCAUGAUGAUGAACUUCGAUAUCAUAUAGCAAAAAAGAAAAUUCCAUCAAUUGAUAAGAAUGGGAAGCGUGUUGAUAAGCCAAAAGAAAUUAAUGGAAUAAAAUUAGAGAAAUUUGUUUUUGAUGUAUUUCCAUUCUCGAAAACAUUUGCUACUUGGGAAGUACGUCGUGAAGAUGAAUUUUCUCCAUUAAAAAAUGGUACAGGAAAUAAAGAUACAGCUGAAACAUGUCGAAGAGAUUUAAUACUUCAACAUAUUCGAUAUCUUAAACAAGCUGGUGCUAUAUUACAAGAAGCCAAUGAAAAUAUUUGUGAAAUUUCUCCACUUGUUUCUUAUGCUGGAGAAAAUCUUGACUUAGUCAAAGGACAAAAUCUGAGUUUUCCGGUAAUUAUUGACUUGAAUAUGGAAACAAAAAAACCUGAAAUACAUACAUCUAAAACUUUCCCUUGA